AGCCAGGCAGAGAAGGGAAGGACUCCUUGUCGGGGAGCCCAUCCGUUGGAUUCUACCCGAAAACAAAACGCCGAUUUUCUUUCCUGUCGCGUUUAUCAGACCUAACGGACUUCAUCAGCUGGGAAAUUGUUUUAAAGUGUGUUUUAUAUUAUUUUUUAUCCGCUGCGUGUUUUGGUCAGAUUGAAUAGAUUUGGUGUUAGCCGCUAGCUGUGGCUAAUGCAGCUUUUCCAGUUACCCAGUGCCAGUAGCCGUGGUCAGACAGUGUGGUACGGUUCGGUUUAUGAACGAUUUGUCACUGGAACAAAGUUCGUAAAAGGGACUAGCACUGACUGAGAUUAGUGUCUGUCAGUUCAAGUUCUGCGAUUUUAAAUACAACCCAGCUUCUUGCUGUAACCAACCAGCUAGCUAGAUCCACCACCUAGCUAGGCAAGGCAGCGCGGUUGUUAGCUGGCUAAUAGCUAUCAGUUGCGAGUGAUUUCAGUUGUGACAUUUCUGUAACGCAUCCCUGCUGUGCCAUCAAAUCCUUAUUGCUUUUUAAAAGAGAACACGGUUUCAGUUUGUGUAGAUACUGGCAGGUUUUCAGUUUUGUCGUUUUAGAAAGGUGGCAGCAGUGGGGUAAACUCAUAUUAGCUUACGUUUAGAGGGCAGAGUUGUGAGUAGGGGGAAUCAGAGGGGAACAACUGGAUUUCGGAGUACGACAAAGCUGCUCCUUUGGACUUUGGUACAAGUAUCCCACACGGAGAGUGGACAUCGCGCUUGCUUUAAACGGGUUCAGCACAUUUCAAAUAUCCGAGGGAGUUACGGGAGUCGGAGAAGCAUGUCGGGCCGACCCAGAACCACCUCGUUCGCCGAGAGCUGUAAGCCAGCGCCGCAGCCAUCCGCCUUCGGAAGCGUGAAAGUCAGCAGAGACAAAGAUGGCAGUAAGGUGACGUCCGUAGUGGCCACCCCAGGCCAGGGUCCCGACCGCAACCAGGAGGUCAGCUACCAGGACAUCAAGGUCAUAGGGAACGGGUCAUUCGGGGUCGUCUACCAGGCCAAACUCUGCGACUCAGGAGAGAUGGUCGCUAUCAAGAAAGUCCUUCAGGACAAGAGAUUUAAGAAUCGAGAGCUUCAGAUCAUGCGUAAGCUGGACCACUGCAACGUCGUCCGCCUGCGAUUCUUUUUCUACUCCAGUGGAGACAAGAAAGACGAGGUGUACCUGAACCUGGUGUUGGACUACGUGCCAGAGACGGUGUACCGAGUGGCCCGACACUACAGCCGAGCACGCCAGAUGCUGCCCAUGAUCUACGUCAAGUUGUACAUGUACCAGCUGUUCCGCAGUCUGGCCUACAUCCACUCCUAUGGCAUCUGCCACCGUGACAUCAAGCCCCAGAACCUGUUGCUGGACCCAGAGUCCGCCGUCCUCAAACUCUGCGACUUUGGCAGUGCUAAGCAGCUGGUCCGCGGGGAGCCCAACGUCUCCUACAUCUGCUCCCGCUACUACAGAGCACCCGAGCUCAUCUUCGGAGCUACCGACUACACUUCCAGCAUAGACGUGUGGUCAGCAGGGUGUGUGCUUGCUGAGCUGUUGCUAGGGCAGCCCAUCUUCCCUGGAGACAGUGGAGUGGACCAGUUGGUGGAGAUCAUCAAGGUUCUGGGCACGCCCAGUAGAGAGCAGAUCCGAGAGAUGAAUCCGAACUACACAGAGUUCAAGUUCCCCCAGAUCAAAGCACACCCAUGGACUAAGGUCUUCCGUCCGCGUACGCCCCCGGAGGCGAUAGCGUUGUGUUCUCGUCUGCUGGAGUACCCCCCCUCCAACCGCUUCUCGCCCCUGGAGGCCUGUGCCCACUCCUUCUUCGACGAGCUGCGCGACCCCAACCUCAAGCUGCCCAACGGCAGACAACACCCACCGCUCUUCAACUUUACUACGCAGGAGUUGUCCAGUAACCCGUCCCUGGCGUCCAUCUUGAUUCCGGCCCAUGCCCGCUCCGGAGCCGUCUCCAGCCCCUCCGGACCCACAAACGCAGACCCCAGCAGUGGAGAGCACGUCCAGAACCCCAGUGCCGCCUCCUCAGCCAAUCCCUCCUCCUGAAGCACCCACAAGCCCCGCCCAGCACCCCAGCAGUAGCCAAUAGCACGCUGACCUGGUUUUAACCUACGCCCACCCCCGUUGGCUUGUUCCAUGGAGGCCGAGGCAAUUCAGCUCUUUGCUCUCUUUCGAAACCAAGCGGGAAAACCAAGCAAGCAAAAGAAGAAAGAAAGAAAAAUAACUUUUCAAGGAAAUAUAAUUACAUCAAGAUUCAUCUUCAAUCCCAACCUCCCGUCGCUCUCCCUUCUUACACACACACACACACACACACACACACACACACACACACACACACACACACACACACACACACACACACACACACACACACACACACACACACACACACACACACACACACCUACCUUCACCCACGUCCCCCCCUCCCCCAACUCUGUGACGCUGGGUUGAUUUUAACUGCUGUUAUUCCACUCAUGACUUGGUUUCGUUAUUCUUUGUCAUUAUUAUUAUUAUUGUUGUUGUUGUUAUUAUUUAUUUGUACAAAAUGGACAUCAGAGAUUUCAUGGAAAGCUGCUCGUGUCUCCAUAUAGCCAUGGAGAGUCUGACUUUAUUUGGUGUAGUGAACACAAAAGAAGAAGAAGAAGAAGAAAAAGAAAGAAAAGAAAAGGAAAAAAAGCAUCACACGUUUAAAAAACUGGACACUGUCUGCUACAGUGAUUGCAUGGAAGAGAAAAAAAACCCUUGUGAAGAACGUGUUGAUGGCUGAUGAUGCGCCGGUUCACUUUUUACCUCUUGAUGUCUUUGUUUUAUUUUAUUUGGGAAGUGGUGAGAAGCCUAGUGGCUUGGCUGUAAAGUAUGUGAGUUGGGCUGCAAGCGCCUGCCUGGCUUCCCUAGUGGACUGGACAAGUGCCAUAGAGUGUCCUCUUACGCCCUCUUGUGGCCAGAGGGCUGCAAUGCACCCUCACUUCCAUUUAAAGCUCUGCUCGAUCUGCAGUCGAUGUUUGCCACUGUUUAGCUCUGCAAGAAAGGAAGACCUCAACAGACUGGUCGACAUCAGACUGGACUUAGCAGACGCUAAAGGAAACUUGAGUUGUUGUUUUUUCUCUCGUUGUUGUUGUUAAUGGCAGUUGAAAUCACUUCCUGUUAGUUUUGUUGUGUAUUAUUGUGUUAUUUGGCACAGUAGAACGUGCUGGAUCGGGGGCCUAUACUAAGAAGCUGGUUCAGGAGUAAAGCAGGUUAAGUUAAGACGUAAAACAUCUAAUAGAAGCGCCUGGAGUCCUGAUAUUCUUAAGAACAUGAGGACUGCCAGCUCUUCUUAGAUGAUAUUUUAAGGAGGAGUAAGGAAUUUCUAGAGGUUCUUCUAGAAUUUUACUGGAACACUCUACAGCUCCCAUAGACGUCUGUGUUAAAAAUCUCCCAAAGACAUUAUGACCUCAUAAUGAGAACUCAAAAUUUGAGCAAAAUUCUAAUCACAUAUUUGUGAUGGUACUCCUCAAAGGGUUAAUAGAAGAACCGGGUGUCCUCAUGCUCUCAAGAAAAUUAGGACUCCAGUCUCUUAUAUUAGAUGAUUUACCUCUCAACCUAACCUGUGGUGAAUUUCUCAAAACCAAAGUUGCUUACUGCAUUAGCUACUUUGUUGUUUUCAAUGCAUUUUCCCAUUGUCUACUACCGAAGUUGCUAACAGGCUAACAACUUCUCUUUUGAGAAACUCACCCCUGGUUUACUCCUGAACCAGCUUCUUAGUAUAGUACACCCCCAAGAUCUAGCAAGCAGGAAACUGACCAUGGAAUGUCUCUUCUUAAUUUAUCUUUUUAUUUUUUGUUGUCGUCGUCGUUGCUUUUAAAGACCACUUUAUAGUCUUCCCUCCACCACCACUACUGCUGCUGCUCUGCCCCCCCCCAGCCACACGCAGAUGGAAAGCCACAACCUACACUUAUUUAAACUGCUCCGUCAAACCGAAGUGUGUGUGUGUGUGUGUGUACAUGUGCGCAGUUGUGUGUGCGCGUGUUUGUCUGUGAGAGAGAAAUGUGUAUAGACAUGUGUGUCUGUCCGUUCGUCCGUCCGUCCGUCCGUCCGUCCAUUAGUCCGUCUGUGUAUUUGUGUACUUUUUGCAAGUCUGCAUGCAUUGCUCAUGUGCUCUGUCUUAACAAGCAGACCCCUUAUGGAAGGGGGGACAUAUAAAAAGAUAGGAGGAGGAGAAAUCAGGGCUGAAGUAUAAGCACUAGGCCUACACCCCGACACAGUCAUCACAAUGCAAUGGUAUCAUUAGUAGAAUAGACAGACACAGACAGCACCACCACACAAGUCUGGAGUGCCUUUUAACACACACUCACGCACACCCGUACUCAUGCAAGCACAGUUAGUUUUUUUCUUUGUUUGUUUUUUAAUGUUCAGUCAGUGGUGCUUAGAUGAGACAUUGGCUCUCGCUUUGUCGCUGUACUCUGAUUGGUCCAGUAGUGUGGAAGUGUGACAUCACUGCAGUGUCCGUCUGUUCAGCAGUGUUGGCCACAGUUUUAAAAAAAAAUGAAGGUGAAAACGGUCCACUUGGAGUGGGUCUUACAGUAUGGCAAAGGAGUCAGUGGUAGUAAACUCUUAAAAUAUGGGUCUUUGUUGUUUUGCUUUUGGAUUAAAACAAAGGCCCAAGGCUCUUCCAUGUGGAAAUUGGCCACUGGACACGUGUACUAGCUUCCAGCUGGACCUACUGUAAGGGCUUCGUAAACAUUGAAGCAAAUGAUGGGUUACACUUAACUUGAUGCUGCCAUCAUUUUACUUCAGUGUCAUAACGGUGUCGUGACAGUCAUUAACAUUAUGCCAAGGUCAAAAACAUGUUAUAGUCAUGAAAAAUUGGCAUUGUUUUGACUGUCUUUACUGUACCACAACUGAUUGUCACUUAAUGACAACAAUCAUAAAAUGUUUGACAUUGACAUAAUGUUUGUAACACGUCCAUGACUGUGUUAUGACACUAUUAUGACACUGUUAUGUCAUCUGUCUAACGGCAGCGUCAUGUCAAGUGUUCCCCAAUGAUUUAGUGGCAGUAGAUGUGGAGUGCUUUAGUGCCAAAGGGUAGCAUGGCUCAAGCAGAUUUGCCCUUUGGAUUGCGUGUGUACUUGUAUAUACAGUAUGAGUUUGUGUGUGUACGCGUGUCUGUGUGUGUGUAUGUGUCUGGAAAGUGUGUAAAGGUGUGCUUGCUGUUAUAUUGGUACCCAAUCAUACAAUGAGGAUGUUCAGUUUGCACAUAUGAUAUCUACGCAGAACAGAACAGUACAGUACAGUACAGAAGCUUGAACAUCUACCAUGCGACUCUAGUCUACGCUUUAGGUGCGACCACUGUUAUUUCUCAAAGCGAAGUUUUUUAGCCUUGCUAGUGCAAGUAGCGCCCAUUUUUCGCAGGAGUAUCCGAUUAUAAAUGACACUUAGAACUAGUUACUGGAUACUCUGUGUAAUCCGUGUAAAAUGCCCAUUACUCGCUCUAGAAAGGCUAGGAUACUUCACUUUGAGAAAUACCGCAUGUUUCUGAAGCAUCAGGGCUGUUGUCUGUUUUUGAUACAUCUUGUAUUUACCUGCUGCUUAGGAUACUUGAAGCGAUAUGGUACCAUUCCUGCAAAAUACACUAUUUUUACACCUCCCCUUGAGUUGAGUAACUGAGUUUUACCUUCCUCCUGUAGUUCCAGAGGUUUCUUGAGUCUGGCCAUACAAAUUCUACCCACAAGCUAGCAUUUAUCAUUGGAUCUUAUGGGACCAGCUAACAGUUAGCUGGACCCUUAGGAGUCAAUGAUGGUUGCUAGUCUUGAACUAGAGGAAACAUCCCCUGACAGAGAGAACGACUGGAAGAACAUUAAAGAAGAAAGGUAAAGUUCAAUCAUUUGAGGUGUAAAAAUUAGCUUAUUUCCACAAAUGGUACCGUAUCGCUUUAAGCAGUAGGCCUACCCCACUCCUACUUGAAAUGCCCCCCUCUACCACCACCACCACCCUAAAACUCAAAACAGGGCUGUUUGGUUCCUCACGAAGAGAGGAACUUCUGAUAUAACCAUGCACAGUUGUUGUUGUUGUUUUUUUUCUCUGUUACAAAUGCAUCUAUGUAAAUACAUUGUGUUCUGGUUCCAUGUGCCACUUGGUUCCUUCUGAGCAGUAGGUUUAUGGUACUGCAUUCAAAUAAAAGUGUAGGAUAGCUUGGGAACACUA
This is a messenger RNA of Engraulis encrasicolus (European anchovy), 6211 nucleotides long. Its product is annotated as glycogen synthase kinase-3 beta-like. Gene Ontology annotation, cellular component: beta-catenin destruction complex; glutamatergic synapse; axon. The transcript is spliced from 11 exons. Gene Ontology annotation, molecular function: protein serine/threonine kinase activity; ATP binding; beta-catenin binding. Gene Ontology annotation, biological process: protein phosphorylation; regulation of neuron projection development; negative regulation of canonical Wnt signaling pathway. The record is from RefSeq and is a predicted model, not a curated record. Bases 818 to 2071 code for a protein of 417 amino acids. Lineage: Eukaryota; Metazoa; Chordata; Actinopteri; Clupeiformes; Engraulidae.